Molecule: messenger RNA, 1154 nt
Organism: Myripristis murdjan (pinecone soldierfish)
Lineage: Eukaryota; Metazoa; Chordata; Actinopteri; Holocentriformes; Holocentridae
Gene: fam204a
Product: family with sequence similarity 204 member A
Exons: 8
Coding region: 7-762 (251 amino acids)
Source: RefSeq, a predicted model, not a curated record
ACGGAAAUGCGAGUUUCUCUCAGUGCUGUCGUAGCUGCUAGAGCUAGUAUGUACAGCGGACUCCUGCCGAAGGGUUUGACCGAGGCCGAGCUCAGUUCAGACGGCGAGGACGGCCGUGAUGCCCAGGAGGAGGAGAGGGAGAGCAAGAGUGAAGGCUCCCCUGAAAAGUUGAGCGGUGUUGGGGGAAACAGUGGGUCAGUGGUGGAGGGAGAUCCGUCUCACACCCCUAAUGAUAAAGACAGCGAGUCCCCGAGGUGCAGCCUGCCUGGGAUUUCCCAGGAAAUGUGGCAAAAAUUUCAAGAUCUACAGAAGAGGAAAAAUGAGAUCAAGACGAUGAAGGAUCCCCGAAGAAGAAAAAGAAGGCGACACAAAAAAGGAACAGACACCCAGGAAUCAGCUGAGGAAAGAGAGCGAGAGGCUGAGCGUGAGAAGCAUUGGGACGGGCUUAAGCAGUAUUUCGGUGUAAAUGAUCGAUUUCAUCCCCCUGCAUGUUCCAAACCCCCUCCAAAGUCCGGCCUAGAAAAGAGCAUAGAGAGCGCCAUAGCUGAAGGGGACAUUGCAAAGGCGGAGGAGAUGAGCGACAGACUCGCCACUCGAGAGCUCGCUGUGAAAGUCACGCAGGCCGCCAGCUGCCGGGAUUUCGUGCAAUGCAAACAGGAAGAGGAAGCAUCCCGUGCAGCCCAGAAAAGAAAGAAGCAAAUAGCUUGGGGGUUCGAAGCCAAGAAACGAUGGGAAACCAAAAGCAACAUGGGCUUCAUGUGACACACGUCAAAGAGGAUACCAGCAAAUUUUAUACUGGUUUAUAAAUUAAUUUGAGAGCAGUUAUGCUUUUCAAGCCUGACUCAUAAUAUUACUCUUUUUAUUUUUUAUCACUAUUUUUUUUUUAGGUUUUUUGGCCCUCUUUUUACACUGUAUUUGUCUUUUUGAACAUUUCACACCAGCCAAUUGUGAGGCGUACAAGUCACACAAUUGGCUGUGAGGAAAAAAAAAAAACAUCCAAAGAGUAUGAUGAAAAAAAUUAUGGAGCAUUGAAAUUAAUUCCUAAGGCACCCAUUGGUGGCUGAAUUGUGGUAUUUUUCAUUCCAUUUCUGUGAUUUGAGCGUCCUAGCCUUUUUUCUCUCCCCUUCAAAUUAAAUCUGGUGUACAUUACUGGA